Molecule: messenger RNA, 1011 nt
Organism: Chaetomium globosum CBS 148.51
Lineage: Eukaryota; Fungi; Ascomycota; Sordariomycetes; Sordariales; Chaetomiaceae
Exons: 2
Coding region: 1-1011 (336 amino acids)
Molecular function (GO): catalytic activity
Source: RefSeq, a predicted model, not a curated record
AUGGUCACGCCGAUUCGAGUUGCCGUCAUCCAGUCGGAGCCCGUCUAUCUCGACUUAUCUGCCUCCAUCGACAAAGCCUGCCGUCUUAUCGCCGAUGCCGCUGAAGAUGGAGCAAAGCUUGUCGCUUUCCCCGAAUGCUGGCUUCCCGGCUACCCAGCGUGGAUUUGGGCACGCCCGGUCGAUGUCGAGCUGCAGACGCGAUACACCUACAAUGCGCUGCCAGUUCACUCACCGGCCAUGGACCUGGUCAAGGCCGCCGCCAGGGAGCAGUCCAUUGCCGUGGUCCUCGGCUUUGCCGAGCAGAGCGCCUCCCACAGUGUCUACAUCUCCCAGGCCAUCAUCUCCCCGCAGGGCGAGCUCCUCCUACACCGACGCAAGAUCAAGCCCACCCACAUGGAGCGCACCGUCUUCGGCGACGGAUCCGGUGGUGACCUGAACAACGUCGCCGAGGUCGACUUCGGCCCCGAGUACGGCAAGAUCAAGGUCGGAUGCCUAGCCUGCUGGGAGCACACGCAGCCGCUGCUCAAGUACCACACCAUUUCCCAGGGCGAGGCCAUCCAUGUGGCCAUGUGGCCGCCCAUCGCGCCAAUGCCGGCCCCCGACUAUCCCGGCCUGUGGAGUAUGUCGGCUGAGGGUUGUCAAGCGCUCAGCCAGGUCUAUGCCAUCGAGAGUGCAGCUUUUGUGCUUCAUAGCACCGCGGUGUGCACGCAAAAGAGCAUCGAGCUGAUGAAGACGCAGGAAGGAAUCGUCUGCUCGCAACCGGGCGGUGGCCAUAGCUGUGUCAUCGCCCCGGACGGACGACGCUUGACGGAACCUCUUGGGGACGGGACGGGCGUGGUCGAGGGCAUCGUGUUUGCAGAUCUGGACCUUAGCAAGGUGGUGGCAACAAGGGGCUUCUUGGACGUCGUUGGCCACUACAGUCGUCCAGACCUCCUGUGGCUGGGCGUGGAUAAGCGACAGAGGGAGGUGGUCGUCGCCGGGGCGCCAGCCGGUGCACCUCAAGGAGCAUGA